AUGAGCACAGUAAGUCGGCUCGGGUUUACCGAGCUUGGGGUCAAGGGACGCGACGGGCCGUUCCGCUACAAUGUCAUCUUCGUUCAUGGCCUCAAAGGUCACCCCAAACAUACGUGGGGACGCGAGACGACUGGAGGGAAUACGGCCCAUCAAAGGAUAGAUAUUGGCUUCAAUAGAAAAAGGGCGUCUAUCAGGUCUCUCCUCAAGAGUGGGAAGACCACCAGUACCGCUCUCUCGGAAGCUGGGGGCCAACCCAAGCCAUUCUGGCCGGAAGAGUUUCUUACUCGAGAUCUUCCGGAUGCGCGGAUAUGGACCUAUGGGUAUAACGCAGAUGUCAUCCAGGGAAUGUUCCGCGCGGGAAACCAAAACAGUAUCUCGCAGCACGGGAGAGAUUUGUCCGCCCAGUUUGAACGCGAUGUCGCCAACAAAGACCCGGUCGUUUUCAUAGCUCACAGUCUGGGCGGCAUUCUGAUUAAAAGUGUUAUUCAUUUGUCAGAAAAAUGUCGAUCACGAACGAGGCUCGUUAUUUUUCUCGGAACUCCUCAUCGAGGCAGCAGAGUUGCAGACUGGGGGAAAAUAGUAUCCAACUUGUCUCGAGUUGCAUUACAGCAACCAAACUCCAGGAUUCUCAGAGGCCUGCAAGUAGAUAGCGAGGUCCUUGAGAACAUUCAUGAGGAGUUCAAAGUACAUGUUCACAAAUGUGGAUUCAAGAUCUACUCAUUCCAGGAGGGUCGUGCGCCGGAAACGCUGGGCAUCAGUCACAAGAUUGUCGAUGACUUCUCGUCCAAGAUGGACCUUCACCGUGGACUGGAGACCAUCCAAAGUAUGGAUGCCGACCAUAGACAGAUUGCAAAAUGCAGCAAUAAGGAGGACCCCCGCUACCGUGCUAUUCUCGGAGUCUUGAAACAAUUCGUUAGUGAAGAAAUCGAUUGCCUGGCAGGGGAAGGAAUCUCACACAUUGAAUCGAAGAGUUCUACGGCUAGUGGCAAACAUCCUACCGAUUAUACGGAUGGUAACGCCAAUGUACAGCCAAUAGCCCAAGAGGCUGGUCCUAAGCCAACCUUAAAUCCUAUCUACUAUCUGCCAUUUACUGCAAACAGAAAGUUCACUGGUCGAGAGAGCGUGUUGCAAGCUAUUCAGAAAAAGCUCUUCUCUGACCCUCCAUGCCAAAGAAUUGCAUUAGAUGGCCUAGGGGGUGUCGGUAAAACCCAGGUAGCCCUCCAGUUUGCCCAUUGGAUGAAGACCAACCAUCCGACAUACUCCGUCUUCUGGAUUCCGGUACUCAGUGAAGCGAGCUUUGAGCAAGCGUAUAUGGAAAUUGGCAAGCUGCUGUCUGUACCGCGCGAAAGCGACGAGGACUACAAGAAAACCGUCCAGCGAUACCUCUCGUCAGAGACAGCGGGCAAGUGGCUGCUCAUUAUAGACAAUGCUGAUGACAAGACUAUGAUAUUUGGGGCACUUGGGAAACCGGGAUUAAUAAACUUUCUGCCCCAAAGCGACCAUGGCCUGUUUCUGCUCACGAGCAGAGUCAGAGAGAUAGCCAUCUUAUUUGCAGAAACAGAUGUCAUUAGUAUACCUGAGAUGAACUCACACGAAGCAAGAGCCCUUCUGGAUAAAAGUGUGAUCACAAGGGAGGAAGGUCUUGACGAACACGCUGAUCAGCUUUUGAAGGAGUUGAGCUAUCUACCUCUGGGUAUUACACAAGCUGCUGCAUAUCUCAAUCGGAACUCAAAUAUCUCCCCGAGGAGAUACCUGGAUCUUUUACGCGGGGCAGAGAUCGAGAAAGCCCAGGUCUUAAGUCGAGGGUUUCAUGACCAACGGAGAUAUUCAGGGCUAUCAAACGAUAUAAUGUCAACCUGGCUGGUAUCGUUUAGCCAGAUUGCUAAAGAGGACCUGUUUGCUUUCAAGCUGCUUUCGUUUAUCGCGUGCAUUGAGCCACGAGCUAUCCCAAAGAUAAUUCUGCCCUUUGGAAACUCGGAGGAAGAGAUGGAAAACGCGAUAGGAACCCUCUGCGGUUACUCGUUUCUAACCCAAAGGCACGAUCCGAAUACGUUUGACAUGCACAGACUGGUUCAUCUGGCAACUAUUAGAUGGUUAGAAGGUCAAGGUAUGAUGCAGGGGAAUUUGACGAAUGCAACUCAAGGGAUUUUCGAGAACAUGGCAAAGCAGUCAGCCACUGAUCAAUUCUUGGACCAUCCAGAAUGGAGACAAAUAUUGCCCCAUGGGGUAAGACUGAUAAGUCAAAGCGAACCUCUCUGCAGCCAAGAUUUAUGCAACUUAGCUGACUAUGUUGGCAUAUGUUUGCUCACGGAAAGGCGGUUCAAGGAGGUCAUAGACUGUCUGCACAAAACUGCAAGCUGGGCAAGGGCAAACCUUGCCUGGGAUAAUAUGCUCUGGCGACAUUUGGAUUUCACGCUUGCACAUGCACUGCUUCAAGAAGAUCGCGUGGACGAGGCAAUUGAAAUCAUCGAGCCAAUUGUCAUUACAAACAAGGAAACCACCAAAGAUGACAAGGAACUCAUUUGCCAUUCGGAACAUUUGCUCGCAAGUGCUUACCUCGAGAAUAAGCGAGUGGAUGAGGCCAUAGAGAUGUUUGAGGCCAUGCACAAGAAUAUUGGAGAGGAUACAUCGGAUUUCAAAUUUAGUUACGAUCAAAUCGGGCAUCAACUUGCCAGUGCCUACAUUGAGGCUGGACGUGCCAAAGAGGCAAUCGAGAUCCUUGAACCUAUUGUGGAGGAAAAUCGGCGAACAUCAAGACAAGAGGAUCGAGAUCGACUUUCCUCGGAGCAUGAACUUGGUAGGGCAUAUCUCCGAGACGAUCGAAUUCAUGAAGCAAUUGAAAUCCUCGAGCAUGUGAUCAAUGUUCAAAAAGAGCAUCAGAAGGAGGAUGACCGUGCACGACUUGCCUCAGAACAUGAACUCGGUCUGGCUUGUCGGAAAGCCAAGCGCUUGAAAGAGGCUAUUGAGGUGUUGGAACAUGCUGUUAAGUUCCGAAAAGCCGAAUUGGGUGAGGAGAACCACCUCGCCCUCGUGUCGGAGCAUGAGCUUGCACUUGCAUAUCUGGAAGAUGGGCGUGUCGAAGAGUCUAUCAAAAUAUUGAAACGCUUGGUUCGCAUUAGGAAGGAGACUUUGGAGGAAAAUGACGAAUCACGCUUGGCUUCGGAGAGUGCCCUUCAGAGAGCAUACCGGCAACGUAAACCUUUUAUCGUAAUUUUCACCAAUCAAGUUCCUUGA
Molecule: messenger RNA, 3234 nt
Organism: Clonostachys rhizophaga
Lineage: Eukaryota; Fungi; Ascomycota; Sordariomycetes; Hypocreales; Bionectriaceae
Source: the annotation of a GenBank genome assembly